Messenger RNA from Dioscorea cayenensis subsp. rotundata (Guinea yam), 602 nucleotides. RefSeq names its product protein LURP-one-related 15-like. Bases 97 to 471 code for a protein of 124 amino acids. NCBI's taxonomy places the organism in Eukaryota, Viridiplantae, Streptophyta, Magnoliopsida, Dioscoreales, Dioscoreaceae. The transcript is spliced from 2 exons. The record is from RefSeq and is a predicted model, not a curated record.
UAGAAGUGGAGUCUUCAUAGAGGUUGGCAAGUAUUCCGAGGAGAUAGCACGGAUGAAAACAAUCACUUAUUUACAGUAAAAAAGAAUUCAAUUCUCAUGAUUCAUACAGAGUGGGACGUGCUUCUUGCUGCUAACACUGAGGAAGUAGAAUGGGAUUUCAAGAUCACAGGAGAAUUCAGCAAGAGAUCAAUCAAAGUGUUUCAUAAGCAAAAUCCAAGUGCUGCAAUAGCUGAGAUGAGCCAGCAUGAUAAGGUGGUGAAGGUGAGACUGGCGAACGAUGCAUUCAGGAUGACUAUCAGUUCAAACAUAGACUUUGCCUUCGUUGCCUCGUUGAUUAGCAUAUUCCAUCAGUCGCAGCAAAGAAAAAAUGCACGCAAAGAAGGUAUGCAAACAGCAGCAAACGAAAUAGGACAAGUGGCAGUAGAUCUAGGGACAUCGAUAGCAGGAGCCGCGACAUCUCAAUCUCAGUAAGGGGAAGAACAAGUACUACUACUGCAAACAAAUCAAGAAACUCAAGAGGAAGAUAUAUGGUGAUGAAGAAGAAGAAGAAGAAAAUGAUGAUGAUGAUGUGAUGAUGAAUAUUAUCCAUGUGUUUGCAUUAA